AUGUAUUCUACAACUUAUGCUAUUCUCUUCCUAGUUGGAUUAUGUCGCGUGCUCGUAGGAGCUCAACCUUUAGACGUCUUGGCUCCUAGAGAGUAUAAGGACUGGACGAAUUUCAAAGACAUCAACCCUUGGUCUUUGCCUGAACAUUAUGUUAAAGGGACUGGUGAUAAAGCUGGUUCUGUCUAUCUAGGACAUGAGCGCAUCCGCUGCGGCGUUGUUGCCUUUGAUGGAAGCACCGGUAUCUGGAUGAUCCCCGCCAACAAUAACUUCGAGACUGUGGGUUACAUUUUGCCUCGUGGCGGCUAUGAUAUAGAGAAGGAUAAAGACAUGGGUGACUGCGUUUUGCGCGAGGCUCUAGAAGAAGGAGGGCUUGUUAUUUCUCGAUCGUCUCUGAAGCCCCUUGGACUAAGCAAGGGCGGGUCGGUUUUUUGGUUCAAAGGCACCGUUACUAAGACCGUUACGCCAACCGAAGUCCGCGCCCAUCCACCUAAAUUAUUCUCACUUACUAAUGCACCGAAAGAGCUACAGAAGCCACUAAAGUCGCCCCAAAAGAAGGAGGAUAUGCGUAUGGCGUUUUCUGUAGCAGAAAGACUUUAA
This is a messenger RNA of Colletotrichum graminicola M1.001, 597 nucleotides long. Its product is annotated as NUDIX domain-containing protein. The record is from RefSeq and is a predicted model, not a curated record. The transcript is spliced from 2 exons. Lineage: Eukaryota; Fungi; Ascomycota; Sordariomycetes; Glomerellales; Glomerellaceae. Bases 1 to 597 code for a protein of 198 amino acids.